Molecule: messenger RNA, 4671 nt
Organism: Paramuricea clavata
Lineage: Eukaryota; Metazoa; Cnidaria; Anthozoa; Malacalcyonacea; Plexauridae
Source: the annotation of a GenBank genome assembly
AUGGAUUUAGCUUUAAACGUCUUUCCUGAAACGGCGGAGCAAAUCCAAUCCUCGUCCAGUGAUCAUCUACGAGAAAUGUCUGAUUCUGCUGAGUCGAAGGUGAAUCAACGAGUUGAUGCUAAGCAAUUUAAAAUCAACAUCCCACAGAUAGAAGAAGACUUCCAUGAUCUUGCUACGAAGAAGACAAAGAUAUUUCCUCUUCCAAUAUCGCACGAAAAUCAGUGCAAGACAGUUGGUGUUGCGAGCAAUUUGGACCUGUUUGCGGAGGAAUUUAAAUUUAAAAGCGAAAAAAAAUCCAAGUUCAUCCAUCUUAAAAGUUGUGGUAAGGAAUUCGACGUAAACAGAGCGUAUGAGCGUUUUGCCUUUUUGAAGAGUUUGGAACAACAUAAAAAACAGCAACGGCAGUAUGAAAGCAUUUUGAGGGGAGAGACUGAAAAACUUGGUGAAAGCACAGCCUAGACCUAGGCCUUCUAUUUUUUUAUUUUUUUUAAUAUUCAGCGCUUUUUCAUAUGAAAAGACUGGGACUAGGUGAUUUGGGGGCGGGGCAGAGGAAGGACACAAGCCUGACGCAAGCGAAAAAAUAAAAGGCCUAGUGGAUUUCCCAACAACAAGGCCAAAACUGCCCUGAAACUGCCCUGAUUGCGAAAUGCCCAAUUAUUGCGUUCUUAAACAGAAUUAUUUGCAACUUAACAGCGAAUUUAAACCGAUACAGGUAAAAUAAACUCAUUUAUAGUAUAAACUUACUAUUUUUAGUUGUAUACACGUCUAGAAAAUCGGGUUUUUUAUCAUAAAGUUUGAAGCAACACUAUUAUUAUGUUGACAAGGUGAAGCGAAAGCACAAAAUAAUAAUUCUUUUAUUCGCAAGACAAUCUACUGUUUUGCUUGAAUAACUAUAUUUGCGAAUUGGGAAUGAGGAUUUUGAAAUUAUUGUUCAAAUAUUACGGAUAUACCAUUUGUAAACAAUGUAAGUUUUUAUAUACAGUACUGUACGGGCUAAUAAUAUAUGUAUCCGUUUUAUUUAAUAAAUUAUAAUUGUAUAUGUGUUUGUAUAUUUUACAAACACAAGACUGCUUCUUGCCAAAAUUGAGAAAAUAUAUAUUAAUGUAGUUGUGUAUAAGACAAAAUUUCAUGAAAGAUUCUACUUUUGGUAUAUAUUUUGACUCAUUUUGUACUUUCGCUACACCUUGUCAACAUAUUAAAUAAUAGUGUUGCUUCGAAUUUUAUGAUAAAAAAACCGAUUUUCUAGACGUGUAUACAACUAAAAAUAGUAAGUUUAUACUAUAAAUGAGUUUAUUUUACCUGUAUCGGUUUAAAUUCGCCGUUAAAUUGCAAAUAAUUCUGUUUGAGAACGCAACAAUUGGGCAUUUCGCAACCAGGGCAGUUUCAGGGCAGUUUUGGCCUUGUUGUUGGGAAAUCCACUAGGCCUUCUAGGCUUGCUUCCUCCGCCCCACCCUCAAAAUCACCUAGUCCCAGUCUUUUCAUGUGAAAAAGCGCUGAAUAUUAAAAAAAUAUAAAUAAGACUAGAAGGCCUAGGUCUAGGCUGGUGAAAGCACAUAUGACACAGAGUCAACCGAAGUACUUACUACAGUCAAAGAUGACUUUUCCAGUGAUUGCGAAAAAGAUUAAAUAUAAAUAAAAGUUAUUAUUCAUUAUAUUAUCUUCUGGGUUCUUUUCAUUUGUACAAAAUCACAUGCUAAUAUUUCUUUACUUUCAUUCGACCCGUUAGCCUAGGAGCCUUUUGACACUUAGCACACUUUGAGGUUGGUCUAAAUUAAAGCGAUCUCAAACCGAUCUGAGGACGUUGCAUUAAGGCGAAAGACAAUUUACUCGUGCCAUAUCAAAAAGGUGUAUUCUGCCUAACAUGCUGUAUGCUGAACAAUACAUAUCAUAAGAAACUGAAUUAUGUUUGAGCAUGCAUAAAACUACAUAAUUUCAUAAGUACUAAUCUUGCCAUGACCAUUGGGUGAAAUAUAUAGAUACUAAAAGGCUGGCUGUUGAGUCAUCGACAUGUCAAACUUAUUGACGUGAUAAUUUUGCGAAUUUUUUCCAAAAUUGUGGCAUAUAUUGUACCAUAACCAAUCUCAAAGGUUAUUGAAAACAUGGCGGCAAUAUCUCAUGAGUAUGGUAAUCUAGAUUGGCCGCAAUUAAUAUGUAAAAUAGGCAUUAAAGAUGUAAACAAAGAACUAGAUAAACGUUUCAAUUCUGUGUUUGGGAUACUACGAGAUAUUGCGUCAGUAAGUACCAGCGAUAUGUAUUUAACUGAAAGAAUUAAUUCGCUGAAAGCAACAUGGUUUCCAGCACGAGAUCAAUACGAAAGAAGCGUGCUUCAUGUGGCAUCGCUGAACGGCAAUACUCGACUUGUUCGCUGUCUCAUGUAUUCUGGCUGUCCAAUCAAUUUAAAAGACGGCAUCGGACAAACACCUUUAACCCUAGCGCUGCAUAUGGGUCAUACAGUUACUACCAAAGUUCUACUUGACUGUGGUGCGUCAGUUCGUGAGCAGUUUUUUCUUGACACUAUUCCCCCCAUAGAUAUUGCUAAAGUUAAGAAAGACGAACUUAUGAUCGAGUUGAUUGAGCAAAAAAUUAGAGAAGAAGAAAAAAUUAUUAAUCAAAUGAAAUCAAAUUUUAAUAAACCAAUUUCAGACGAAAGCACAGAUAUGGAAAAUAGUAGCACUAGCAAGCCCUCAAAUGUUGCAAGAAAAUUAAACAUGAACGUUGGUGACCAAAAAAAUACUGUACUUGUACAAGGCUGUGCAAACCGAUGCCCAGAUGUGUAUGGAUGCCACACACCUGGUGGAGGAGAUUUCCGUUGUCGUGGAUAUGUAAAUGAAUGUAUUGCACGCAUUGCUGGUCCAGGGGGAUUUUGGCAUGUAGUGGAAAACAUAAUGAAAAGGCCAACUGUUAAUCGAUCAUCAUUCAAGUCUAAGUUCAAGGACAACAACUAUAACAACAACGAGGAGGCACUUUUGGAUUAUGACGAUGGUCUUUCAAUUGCUAUGAUCAAGUCUUUCCGAAAGUCACCCUGCUUUCCUUGCAUCCGAGUUGGAUCAGUGUCUUAAAGACACUAAAUCCCAUAACAAAAUAUUGAUUGAUAGAUUUAAAGUAUGGGUGAAGCAACAAGAGGAACAGGAUGCCAUAUUUAAAUAUCAAUCCCAAGUUGUCAACCAGUUAAUGCCAAUAACAAGAUGGUAUAAGGAAUCUGUGAGGUAUGUAAAUUGAUUUUUGUGUGGAAUUUGGCAAAUGAACCCACUGCUUCAAUCUGGGACAAAUCCUGUUGUAAGACAUGACAAAUUUCCUAUAUGACCUACACACAUAAAGCAAUUGACCAAAAUAAAUGUCCGCCCGACUAGCAAAUUCGACUCAAUAUUUGGUUUACUAAAUAGUGCUGCUUUACACAAAUUGAAUAUUAUUUAGGUAGGAAAGCAGAGAAAAUUGUAACAUAUUUACGCAAAAACUGUUAAUUUUAAAGAAAGUGUUGCAAUUGUUUUGAAGUAACUUUUGUAUGUUAACUUAUUGAACACAAGCACUCUCCCCUUGACGAGUAAAAUAUUCUGGCAUUAGACAGAGAAAGAUUCUAAAGUACGGUGCUUCAUGGUGCGAUGCAACUUAGUGGGUUAACCACGCAUUUUACAGAAUAUUUACAUUUAACCAAAUGAAAAAUUGACACAGCAGUUUCAAGAUUAUAUCUGUUAUUAAAAAACUCAUUAUGAGGAAAAUACAAACAAAAUGAAUGUUUAAUCAAUGUUCGCAAAUUCGAUAAAAAUUUGUCCUGAUUUACAUAAACUUCUGCUUUAAUUUUCUCGGCUUUGACAGUGUAUAUUUUUAAAAUUACUUUGCCAAUGAACUCAUAAGAUGGGUCAUUUUUUAAGCACGUUAAUACAUUCGCAUCCAAUCUUUAUCUGACAUACAAACUCUCGCCUUUGGCUCAAGUCUGUAUAUCAGAUAGAGGUCGGCUGCUCAUGUUUUAACUAGUACUAUUAAAAAUCUUAUUAAUAACAGCAUAUACUAUAAAUACAAACAAGUCUUUUGGUAAAGUGGUGAAUUUUUUUUUUUAUUAGGCAUGGAAAUGGUCAUGCAAUUGAAAGUGUCUGGAUGCUCUGCCCUGCUCUUUUUUGCCAAAUGGGCAAAAUAAAUUAUAGAGAUGAGGCAUUUACACACAUUGUCAAUGCUACUGCCAAAUGGCCAUAUGCGUAUCGUCUUAUGUACCAGAGAAAUAAAACUGUUAAUCUUGAAGGUAAGCAAGGAAAGCAACUGGCUGGGGACGAGUGGGUUGAAGACUACCUUGUUAGACCAGUCAAGCAGUUUACAAGUGCUCAAAGUUCAUUUUCUAUGGUUGAACUAAUGUCAUGUAGUGUUAACCUACUGGAAAUGAAUCGCAAGAUGUACAAGGCAAAGGAAGCAUUUGAUAUUUAUCAUACAAGAAAACAUAAGAAGCCAUCAUCUUUGUAUGAUCAAAUCAAAGUAGCUCAGUUUGUAAUUAAAGAAAGAUGGUUUGAAUGCGAACAGCGAAAAGAUGUUCAUCAAUACUCGUGGGCUGGUAAGACAGUCAAGGAAGGGCAAACUGUACCCAAAAAGUGUAUAGAUGCUCUAUCUAAAGGGGCGGAGAAAGCAAGUGAGGAAUUUGUACCAUUUUACACAGAAAGUUUCCAAUUGAAAUGUUAUAAACUGUGA